Molecule: messenger RNA, 2573 nt
Organism: Acaulospora colombiana
Lineage: Eukaryota; Fungi; Glomeromycota; Glomeromycetes; Diversisporales; Acaulosporaceae
Source: the annotation of a GenBank genome assembly
AACUUGACAGAAUUUUGGAAACGAUUAUCGUUUUUAAUCAUGGUCGCUUUGCACAGAUAUCCUUCAAAGCAACUUGAUCCCACAAGUACCUGGGAUGAUGUGAUAACAAGUCGCCAUUCCAUCCUUGACAACAUGCUGAACUGGGUGAAUAAUAAUCAGAAAUUUGACGACGUUUCAACUGGCCUCGAACACCAAGGUUUAUUGAAAAUGGCUUCUGCCGCAAGAGUUCAGGGAAACUUUGCGGUUUCCCGUGAAUGUCUCAAAAAAGGACGAUCUCUGGGUUUCCAUUCCAUCGAUGAUAUAAAAUAUUAUCAAUUUAAACUUAACCUCAAGGAGGCUGUGACUACCUCGGAUUCCAAAAAGCGGAUGGACAUUUUGUUAGCCAUGGCCGAAGAAUUUAGAAGUUCCGAGAUUUCAGAUGUGAAGACAGAGAUGAAAUGCCGUGGAAUUGAAAGUGAAACAUAUGCACUUUUGACCGCUGAAUUCGACAAACCAGAAUCCACGGUGAAUUAUCCCUCUCUCAAAGGUCGUAAGCAAAGCUUUAUGAAAGCUGGGUUCGACCUUUUGAGAACCAUUUCAGAGAAAGCUGUGUUGCACCUUAAACCUUCUAAUCAAGCCAAGAUCUUUGUCAAGUUUGCAAAAUUUUGUGACCACUAUCUCCGUUCUCUGGAAUCCAAUGAUAGCUUGCAGAAUGUGACCUUUGACGAAGGUCUUUAUUCUUCAAUUGUCGUGCAGAACAUCUUGCAAGCAAUGGAAUAUUCGUCUAAGGAAGCGUUGGAAUUCUUUCCACGAUUGCUACAGAUAAUUGACAUUUACGAGUCAUCUCAACGAUCGUUCGAAGAGAAGGUAAAAUCAUUUGGACCCGUGUGGAAAUUUAUUCGAUGGAUCCCGCAAAUUGUAGCAAUCUUGGACAAGCCUGCUGCUAAAUGUGUUUUCCCGAUACUUUUUGCGCUUUCAAAAUCUUAUCCAAAGAGCUUGUAUUAUCCGUUGAAAAUUAGUAGCGAGUAUUACAAAUUCGAUGAGAAAGAUAGAGCCGUGCGAGAAAAUAAGAACAAAAUUCAGCAGCUAAAGCAAAUUAUUAAAUGUGACGCCACAGAUGCCCUAAUAGAUGAACUCGAAAGACUUACCGAUCCGGAAACAAUCUUUUACGGCUGGUGUCAAAAAAUCAGCGCUUACUUAAAGGACAAGAGUAACGGCAUAGAUCGAUCUGAGGAUAUGAAAACGUCGUUCCGAGAAAUGAAAGCCUUUUUAUUAGAUGCUGGAAACCCACGCUACGGAAACGAUGGUUCAUUAUUGGCCAAAAUGACAAACCGUGAAUUCAGGGUCACACUUUGGGAUUAUUAUAGUAAAUUCAUAAAACCGAAUGAAAAGAAGAGAGAGGGCGCGAAUCUAUUGAAAUUAUAUUCUGCUUGGCUUUCCGAAUUUUCUUCGUCGAAUAUGGAUGAGGACAUCGAAAUUCCUGGUCAAUAUGAUGGAAUGACUAUCCCUGAUCCGAAUCGUCACGUUAAGAUCGCUCAUUUCAAUCCAAGAUUGUUGGUGCUACGUUCAUUAAGAAAGCCCAAGCGAAUAACCAUUAUAGGAACAGACGGCAACGAAUAUCCAUUCCUUGUAAAGGGAGGCGAAGAUUUACGAUUGGAUCAACGAAUUCAAUUACUGUUCUCCAUCAUGAACGAAUUGAUGCACAAGGAUUUCUACUGUUCUCAGCGCAAAAUAGCACUGAGAACAUAUAAGGUUGUCCCGAUGACCGGAAAUUUGGGAAUAAUCGAGUGGAUUCCUCACUCCGAUACUCUUAGGAGAUUUAUCGAAAACGAACUUUUCAAUCAAAAUAUCAUCAGCGAUUCUCAGUUUGAGCAUGAUGCAUGGGUGAAAAGCUUCCAUGGUUAUCAAAAGUUAUUCGUUAAAGUGAACCGUGAGGAAGUUAUUAAGCACAUGAUAAGACUCCAAAGUAUGAUCAACGGAAAUUCUCUCAAAAAAGCGUUGUAUAAACUUGCGGCUUCUCCGGAAGCUCAUUUAUCGAUUCGCUCAGAAUUCGUGAAGAAUCUUGCGGCCAUAAAUACGCUCGAAGUUCCAGAGUUGGUUCCGUUUAGACUCACAAGACAGAUCGAAUCUCUGAUGGAGCCCCUCGGUUCCAAAGGUCUUUUAGAAUACCCCAUGAUAAAAAUAAUGCAGAUUAUGCAUGCGAACAAGGAUAUAUUAUUGAAUUCAAUGGAAAUUUUUGUCAAAGAACCGUUAUUGGAUUGGCAAAUAAGAGCUAUAAGAAAUGCGAACAAUCAAAAAAAUCAUGAAAGUAAUGAAAUGGAUAAUGAAAGCUCCAAGACCACCGAAUGGUAUCCACGCAAAAAGUUAGAUAUCGCCCAACGUAAACUUAAUGGUGAAAAUCCCGCAUAUAUCAUCUGCGAUGAACUAUCAUUUGGUCAUUCGAACAAACCUUUUAUCAAUCACAUUCAAUCAAUAGCCAAAGGAAGUCCUGAACAUAACAUCAGAGCCCGUACACCACAAAAAUGUGGUAGCGUUAAGGAGCAAGUCGAAUGUUUGAUCGACCUCGCAACGGAUCCUUUUGUACUCGGAAUAAU